Pyrus x bretschneideri (Chinese white pear) is the source of this 1280-nucleotide messenger RNA. Its product is annotated as stress-related protein-like. The coding region runs from base 435 to 1148 and encodes 237 amino acids. NCBI's taxonomy places the organism in Eukaryota, Viridiplantae, Streptophyta, Magnoliopsida, Rosales, Rosaceae. The transcript has 3 exons. The record is from RefSeq and is a predicted model, not a curated record.
CGCCUCGGCCGUCGUGCCGCGCCAAGUUGAUGGACAUUCGCUUGGCCUUUCGCGCCCAUGCAGAGAAUCUAAUCCUCCUCCUCUCACCAGACGACGACACGUAACUGUCGCAGUGUCACCCUUAGAUGUCCACGUGUCGUCAUCUUGUAAGACGUCCCCAUGCUACCCCAGUGCUUCAUCUCACCCGUCGAAUUAUUCCUACCAAAAGUACCAACCAAGCCGGGAAAUGCUCCCGUUGACGCAUUUGCCACAUCCACCAUUCUCGAAGCGCCACGUGGAACAGAACAUCUAAUCCUAGCCGUCGAUUUCUUGGAGAUUGUCGCCCACGUUGGAAUCACCUAUAAAUUUGAAAGAGUCGCAACGCAUCCUUUCGUCUUCUCCGUUUUACUUCAAAAUAGUCGAAAGGCAUCCAAGGUUUUGAAAGCAGAGCAAAAAUGGCGGAUUCUGAAGCAUCCCAGUCUACAGGAACGGUGCGAGUGGACGAGAAGAAUCUGAAGUAUUUGGAAUUCGUUCAAGUGGCGUCGAUUUACGUGGUUGUGUGCUUCUCGAGCCUCUACGAGUACGCGAAGGAGAACUCCGGUCCGCUUAAACCGGGUGUUCAGACGGUGGAAGGCACCGUCCGAACCGUAACUGGACCGGUCUACGAGAAGUUCCAAGACCUUCCCUUCCAACUCCUCAGAUUCGUCGAUCGCAAGGUGGACGAGUCCUUGAGCGAGGUGGAGCGUCACGUGCCGAUUCUGGUGAAGCAGGUGUCGAGCCAGGCGCUAUCGGUGGCGAGAGCGGUGGAGCGAGGCGGCUUGGUGGACACGGCUAAGAACCUCACCGGGAGCUUGUAUGCUAAAUGCGAGCCGGUGGCGGAGCAGGUGUACUGCAAGUACGAGCCGGUGGCGGAGCAGUACGCCGUGUCGGCUUGGCGCGCGCUGAAUCGGCUCCCGCUGUUUCCACAGGUGGUUCAUAUAAUGGUCCCCACCGUGUCGUACUGGUCCGACAAGUACAAUCGGGCUGUCGGGUACACCGUCAACAGAGGCUACUCCGUGGCGGCGUAUCUUCCGUUGAUUCCGACGGAGAGGAUUGCCAAGUUGUUUGAUGAAGCCGAGAACGGGGUUGCCGUUUCGACGAACGGUGGGGAUGUUGUAGUGGAGCAGUGACGACCGUUGAUCUGGGUUGGCGGCUUUAUGGUCUUUUGGGUUUUCUCGUUCUUUUCCUUGUGUGAAGUUUAUUUUGGGCCCCGUUUUGGAGGUCUUGUUUUGAAUUGUAGUCCGAAGUGGUAACUAGUAAAU